Messenger RNA from Striga asiatica, 849 nucleotides. Lineage: Eukaryota; Viridiplantae; Streptophyta; Magnoliopsida; Lamiales; Orobanchaceae. The record is from the annotation of a GenBank genome assembly.
CCACACAAAGGCACACACUACAGUGUGAGAAAUUAAUUUUGCUCCAAAAACCCAAGCAUGACGCUGGGCAAGCGCGACCGGCCGGCUUUAAGGAGGGCGGCGAGCACGACAGGGGUCACGUUCGACGUCGGGAUCCCAGAGGCGACGGUGAUGCCCGGAGGGGAGUUUGACAACGGCUACUAUCGGUUGCUGUCGCCGAGAUACAUCGGGAAGAACUUCUCCGGCGGCGGGGAGCAUGCCGAGGCGGCUGAUUUUUUGAGGAGCUGCGGUCUGUGCCACCGCCUGCUGGGCCCCGGCCGUGAUAUCUACAUGUAUCGUGGUGAUACCGCAUUUUGUAGCCAAGAGUGUAGAGAGCAACAAAUGAAGCAAGACGAAAGAAAAGAGAGGCGUGCAGGCAUGGCCAAAGAAGAAGAAACCCAGUCGCCGGAAGUGGCAGCUGCCGCCACCAGAGCCAAAACAAUGGCGGCAGCCUGACCUAAAAGACAUUAGCCAGCAUCUAUUAUGUUUUCACGGGCAUAUGUGUAUAUAUGCUUUGUAAUGAACCUAACAUUAGUGUACAUAUUGUGUAUAUGCAGGGUAAGAAGUGGAUUUUGUAGUGGUUUGAUGCUAGAGUGCUAAUUAUAACUUAAAACAAAAUAGUUUUUGUGUAAUAUUAUGGUGCUAGAGUGGUAUGCAUAAUAUGACUGUGGCUGCAAAAGUAUAAUGAUGUGGGAUUAUGAACUAAUUUCAAGAUAAUUGGUGGCUUGUUUGUAUCUGUACAAUGAAUUUGUAAUGCAUUUUGGCUAAUUUUGAGGUAAGAUGUGUUUGAGUUUUGAUGGAUCAUUUCACUGGGUUGAUCUAGGCACACGA